CCCUUAAACCCUGCAUAAGACAAACGAGAAUUCUAAAACCCUGGAAAGGGCCUUCCACUCCUCCUUCAGCAAAAUCUCACGAUGAUUUCCUCUCCUCAUUUCUUCUUGCUCUUUAACCGUCUGAUGAGAAGGUCCAUCGUGCCCCAUCACCCUCGAAUCUGGGCCGUUCGAUCGUACUACUCCAGGAGCUCCCCGCGCACAAACCUCCACUCGAGGAUCAGCCCCUUAGGGAACCCUAAACAGAGCGUCGUACCGGAGCUCGAUGGAUGGGCGGAGAGUGGGAAGCGGGUCCACGUCCCGGAGCUCCGCCGGAUCAUCCUCGACCUACGGAAGCGCCGCAGAUUCACGCACGCACUCCAGGUUUCCGAAUGGAUGGGUGGCAAAGGUGGUUUUGUAUUAAUGCCAAGCGACCAUGCUGUGCGGUUGGAUCUGAUCGGUAAGAUCCACGGUGUGGCCGCUGCUGAGAGCUACUUCCAGAGCUUGAGCGAAGAAAACAAGACCGAAAAGACCUACGGCUCUCUCUUGAACUGUUACGUCCGAGAGCAUCUGAUUGAGAAGUCCCUGUCCCAUAUGCAGAAGAUGAAGGACUUGGGUUUCGCAUCAGUGGCUCUCCCCUACAACGACCUCAUGUGCCUCUACACGAACACAGACCAGCACGAGAAGGUCCCAGACGUGCUGGCCGAGAUGAAGGAGAAUGAUGUCCCACCUGACAAUUUCAGCUAUACGAUUUGCAUGAACUCAUAUGGGGCAAGGUCUGAUAUUGACGGGAUGGAGAUGGUUCUAGAAGAAAUGGAGUGCCAGCCCCACAUCACCGUCGAAUGGAAUACAUAUGCUUUGGUGGCCAACAUCUACAUAAAAGCGGGCCUUACUGAUAAGGCAGUCACUGCUUUAAAGAAAUCAGAAGAGAAGCUUGUAGGAAACAGAGAUGGUGAGGGCUACAACCAUCUGAUCUCUCACUAUAGCAGCCUUGGCAAUAAGGAGGAGGUGCUGAGGCUAUUGAAGCUACAGAAAGCAUCUUGUAAGAGGCUCGUUAACAAGGAUUAUAAAAGCAUUCUCGGGUCAUUGAUGAAGAUGGAGGAGUUUGAAGAGGCUGAAGCUUUGCUGAAAGAAUGGGAGGUGGCUGGAAAUUGCUACGAUCUCCACGUGCCUAAUGUGGUUCUUAAUGGGUAUUGCCAAAAGGGGGCAGUGAAAAAGGCUGAGAUGAUGAUAGAAGAGCUGGUGAAAAUGGGGAAGUGUCCGAUCUCGAGCAGUUACGGGAUUGUGGCGGCGGGGUAUGCGGAUAGAGGCAAGAUGGGGAAGGCUGUGGAAUUUAUGAAGCGGGCCUUUGCGGCAGCCCCUGGAAAUGAAGGGUGGAAGCCAAAGCCAAAGGUGGUUACGAAGAUAUUGGACUGGUUUGGUGAGGAAGGCGAUGUUGAAGGGGUGGAAGCUUUUGUGGGUUUGUUGAGUACGGCAAUUGGUAUGAAUAGAGAGAUGUAUCAUGCGUUGAUCAGGGCGAGUAUCAAAGCAGGGAGAGAUGUUGAUGGGAUUCUGAGCAGAAUGAAAAUUGAUAACAUAGACGUAAAUGGAGAAACGAAGAAGAUUCUCAGUUCAAGGCAAGUGACUGAAGGAUUGAACGGUUAGAUCAGUGAACCGAUGGUUAGAAUUGUGAUGGGUGGUUUCUCUUUCCAGGCCAUUUGAUUGCAAUGGUUAGUUUUUGCGUUGGAUCAGUGAGUUCUGGAAGCUGAGACUGGUUGCUGCUGCUUUUUUGGUAAGAACUCAAGGGAGAAAUUCUAAAGACUUU
Molecule: messenger RNA, 1780 nt
Organism: Magnolia sinica
Lineage: Eukaryota; Viridiplantae; Streptophyta; Magnoliopsida; Magnoliales; Magnoliaceae
Product: pentatricopeptide repeat-containing protein At4g21705, mitochondrial-like
Exons: 2
Coding region: 82-1620 (512 amino acids)
Cellular component (GO): mitochondrion
Molecular function (GO): protein binding
Source: RefSeq, a predicted model, not a curated record